Messenger RNA from Myotis davidii, 2150 nucleotides. RefSeq names its product tRNA methyltransferase 1 like (gene TRMT1L). The record is from RefSeq and is a predicted model, not a curated record. Gene Ontology annotation, molecular function: RNA binding. Gene Ontology annotation, cellular component: nucleus. Lineage: Eukaryota; Metazoa; Chordata; Mammalia; Chiroptera; Vespertilionidae. The transcript is spliced from 15 exons. The coding region runs from base 280 to 2013 and encodes 577 amino acids. Gene Ontology annotation, biological process: tRNA N2-guanine methylation.
GCCCUGUCCCCGUCCCCAGCCUCUGCCCCUGACGAAGCUGAAAGCAAAAGACACAUCUCAAUUCAGAGGCAGCUUGCUGAUCUAGAGAAGUUAGCUUUUGUAACUGAAGGGGAUUUUGACUCUGCUAGUUCAGUGAACUCAGAUCAUCUUGAUGCAGGAAAUAAACAGGCUUGUCCAUUAUGUCCUAAGGAAAAAUUUAGAGCUUGUAAUAGCCAUAAGCUUCGUCGGCACCUUCAGAAUUUACAUUGGAAAGUGUCAGUUGAAUUUGAAGGUUACAGAAUGUGCAUCUGCCACUUACCUUGUCGACCAGUGAAACCAAAUAUUAUUGGAGAACAGAUAUCCAGUAAAAUGGGCGCCCAUUAUCAUUGUAUCAUUUGUUCAGCAACAAUCACCAGAAGGACUGAUAUGCUAGGACAUGUUAGGCGCCAUGUGAAUAAAGGAGAGACUAAAUCCAGGUAUAUUGCUGCUUCCGCUGCUAAACCACCUACUGAAAUUUUGAAAGAGGUAGACACAGAUGUACAAGUUUGUCCUAAUUAUUCUGUACCACAGAAAACAGAUUCCUAUUUUAAUCCCAAAAUGAAACUAAAUCGGCAGCUAAUAUUCUGUACUUUGGCUGCUCUGGCUGAGGAGCGAAAACCUUUGGAAUGUCUGGAUGCCUUUGGAGCCACUGGGAUAAUGGGAUUACAAUGGGCAAAACAUCUUGGAAAUGCAGUCAAGGUUACCAUUAAUGACUUGAAUGAAAACUCUGUGACCUUGAUUCAGGAAAACUGCCAUUUAAACAAAUUGAAAGUGGUGGUGGACAGUAAGGAAAAAGAAGAGGGUGAUGACAUUCUUGAAGAAGGAGAGGGAAAGCUUGGUAAUAUUAAGGUGACCAAAAUGGAUGCCAAUGUACUGAUGCAUUUGAGAUCUUUUGAUUUCAUACACCUAGACCCUUUUGGAACAUCUGUGAACUAUCUAGAUUCUGCAUUCAGAAAUAUAAGAAACCUUGGCAUAGUAUCAGUGACUUCUACAGAUAUCAGUUCUUUAUAUGCCAAGGCACAACAUGUUGCCCGGCGACACUAUGGCUGUAACAUUGUCCGAACUGAAUAUUACAAGGAACUCGCAGCCAGAAUUGUUGUAGCGGCAGUAGCAAGAGCUGCAGCUCGAUGUAACAAAGGCAUAGAAGUACUAUUUGCAGUGGCUCUGGAACAUUUUGUCUUGGUCGUUGUGAGAGUUUUGAGGGGGCCUACUUCUGCAGAUGAAACAGCCAAGAAGAUACAGUAUCUGAUACAUUGUCAGUGGUGUGAAGAGAGAAUUUUUCAGAAGGAUGGUAAUAUGGUAGAAGAAAACCCGUAUAGACAGCUGCCCUGUAACUGUCAUGGAAGCAUGCCUGGAAAGACAGCAAUAGAACUUGGACCUCUAUGGUCAAGCUCCCUCUUCAAUACUGGAUUUCUCAAAAGAAUGCUAUUCGAAUCUCUUCACCAUGGUUUAGAUGACAUUCAGCCCCUAAUAAAGACAUUAAUCUUUGAGUCAGAGUGUACUCCUCAAAGUCAGUUUUCAGUUCAUUCACCUUCAAAUCUCACCAAGCAAGAAGAAUGUGGCAUAUCUAUUAAAACUACAGAUGAUACCACAACAGAUAAUUACAUUGCACAAGGAAAAAGAAAAUGUACUGAAACAAUCACAAAUUUAGCCAAGAAACAAAAGGCUGAUGCCAGUACUGAACAUCCUCCCUUUUAUUACAACAUCCACAGACACAGCAUUAAAGGGAUGAAUAUGCCAAAGUUAAAAAAGUUUCUGUGCUAUCUUUCUCAAGCAGGCUUUAGAGUAAGCCGAACUCAUUUUGACCCAAUGGGUGUUCGUACAGAUGCACCUCUGAUGCAGUUUAAAUCUAUCCUUUUAAAGUACAGCACCCCCACCUACACUGGAGGACAGUCAGAGGGCCAUGUCCAAUCUACAUCAGAAGAUACAGUAGCUGACAGGGUUGAAAUGUCAGUGAAUGACAAAGCAGAAGCAAGCAAUUGCAGAAGAUGGUAAAAGUAGAGAAGUGUUUGUUCCCAUACAGCUUUAUAGAUCAUCUGUCUAAUACUUCUCCAUACCAACUGUAGUUCUUUUUUUAUUCUUUCAAUUCAGUGGUGUAAAAAUAAAAAAGUGCUGUUUUCAUUUUAAAAGUA